This is a messenger RNA of Trichophyton rubrum CBS 118892, 534 nucleotides long. RefSeq lists its product as uncharacterized. The record is from RefSeq and is a predicted model, not a curated record. NCBI's taxonomy places the organism in Eukaryota, Fungi, Ascomycota, Eurotiomycetes, Onygenales, Arthrodermataceae. The coding region runs from base 1 to 534 and encodes 177 amino acids. The transcript is spliced from 3 exons.
AUGCAUAGCUAUCCUAUGGUCACCUUCACCUGGUUUGCGGAGUCAUCGCAGCGCAGAGUUAAACGAGCACCACAGGAAGACCAAGAAGUUCUGCACGUCGAUCAGAACAUUCCAUUCUUAGCUGGGCUGAUAAGUAGCGAGCGGGACGUUCAGCUUGUUCUGCCGCCUGCAUGGCUGCUCUCUGAACAACACGAUAUCAACACCCUUGCCAGUCACUCACGUCCUUCCGUCUCACUCAACGAUGGUAUACCCGAACUGCCUAUAGAAUGGUAUCCGACUUGUAGCGAUCCUAUCAAAUGGCAAUUCGAGCGCCUGCAUAACCUCUUCAAUUUUCAAAUAACGGUAGAGGCCUCUUGCAUGAACAGCGGUGAUUGGAUGCGUAGAGACUCCCGGCAUGUCAAGGCAAAAGAUAGGCCUAAUUCCGCGAUCAUGUGCCUCUUUUCGUUCGGCACCGCAAUCCUGGAACAGGGACUCAACGGCGCCGUACUAGUGUUUGCCCUCUGGCUUGAUCCACAGCUCGUCGUGAAAAAGUAG